Messenger RNA from Drosophila gunungcola (fruit fly), 872 nucleotides. RefSeq names its product zinc finger CCHC domain-containing protein 10. The transcript is spliced from 2 exons. The coding region runs from base 140 to 679 and encodes 179 amino acids. Gene Ontology annotation, molecular function: zinc ion binding; nucleic acid binding. The record is from RefSeq and is a predicted model, not a curated record. NCBI's taxonomy places the organism in Eukaryota, Metazoa, Arthropoda, Insecta, Diptera, Drosophilidae.
UGCCCAUCGCUAAUGUGACGAAAAAAAUUAUAAAAAACAUUUUUGAUACUCAUUUUUCCCAGCUUUUCCACUCGACCACGUUGGUUUUCCACCCUACCUCAAGAUUUCCUCCCAACACCGACUGCGUGAGUGCUUCAGGAUGACCUUGGUGGGACUAGCAGCCCGCAAACUGGCUCAGAAGAAGAGGUCCGCGAAACAGGCAGCCGACUUUCCCAAUGGCAUCCGCUGCCAAAAGUGCCUGCAGAUUGGCCACUGGAGCUACGAGUGCAAGGAGAAGCGCAAGUUCGUCCAUCGCAGUUCGCGCACCAAGCAGUUGAGCAAGCAUUUGGCCCAAAAGGAGGCGGAGGCGACCAAGAAACCGGUGGAGGGGAACCUGGAAGAAGCGUCCGCUGGCGGAAAGAAGGUCCGGCGCAAACGAAAGCCCAGCAAGAGCUCCUCGUCCUCUUCCUCUAGCUCGUCGGACAGCUCGGAUAGCAGCAGUGAAUCGGACUCGUCCUCCGGAUCGGAUUCAAGCAGCUCUAGCUCAGACUCGGACGACGACGAUGGCAGCUCCUUGGCUUCCAGUGGCAGUGAUUCCUCCUCCGACAGCGACAGCAGCGAUGAUCAAAAGCAAGGAGCGCCCGAGAAGAAGAAAAAGCGAGUCGCAAGUUCAGCGGAAUCCUCCGAAGACCUGGAAUAAUUUAGUGACCAGUUUUGGUACCGUAGCGCAUAGCUUUAGUAGUUUAGUUCUCCCCAGCACCCACUCCCCAAGACAUGGAUCUUUUAACCGAAUAUACUGUAUUGUGUUUAUUAUUUAAGUCCCCUAAAUGUACGUAGUUUGGUGAAGUUCUAGCCAAGUUGCUGUCUAUAAUAAACGUUUUAGUCCGAGUCGA